Molecule: messenger RNA, 1467 nt
Organism: Phialemonium atrogriseum
Lineage: Eukaryota; Fungi; Ascomycota; Sordariomycetes; Cephalothecales; Cephalothecaceae
Product: F-box domain-containing protein
Exons: 6
Coding region: 1-1467 (488 amino acids)
Source: RefSeq, a predicted model, not a curated record
AUGGCCCAACGUGAGGUUAUAAGUCGCCAUGGCUUCCUCUUUCACGAAGCUUGUUGGUCUCUCCUUGAGAAGGCCGUUCGCCCUGGAAAGGUGCCCCGCAUCAGAUUAUUUGAUGUUUGCAACUCCCUCCCGUUCCCAUUGCACGGAGAUAGCAUCAGCUGGGGCCACGAUUACGGAGGGCGGAGCUUUAUAGACGCUGGACAUCACUUCCCGCCGGGCGAUCGCUUUGGGGACCGAGAGUACACCGAACCCGACCGUGUUUUCAGCUCGGAUCCCUAUGAUAUUCCAGAUGUUGAACGACUACUACGGAGGAACCACAAGCACCAUGGCCGAGUGAGUGUUUCAGCGCGCUUCCUGAAGAGCUUUUGCGCAGAGAUUGCCACAUACCUGCCGACAACGGACGUCUUGAAUGCUCGUCUUGCCUCCAGGGCGUUUUGGCCGACAUUCCACAGCCAGCAAUUCUGGGGCUCUAGAUUCAGGGGAGGUUUUGACCGUUCGUGGCUCUUUGAAGCGUGGGAUGGCGAACGAGCUCGAGACUGGCGAUGGCUAUACCAUCGAACGAAUGAUGCGCAUAUCGGUCCCGGCCUUCAAAACAGAAAACGGAUUUGGACCUUGAUCCUGAAGCUCCUGGACAUCCUAAGUCUCCGUUGGAAUCCGUUGCCCGAGUCAUCUUCACCAUGUCUGAUAGACUUUGAAAUAUCCCCGUGGUCGCAGGCGGGUGGUUGCCGCCUCCUCCAUAAGCAACGCGUAUCCGUCCCAGAUAAUCUGGCGCAGUUUUCGGCUUCAUCUGUUCGUGUUGGAGAUUUGGAGUACAUUGCCGGAAUAAAACUUACCACGGUUACCGGAGAAACCGUUCAGUUGGGGUACCAGGCCGUAAACGAACGUUCAUUAGCCCUCUCCGACGUAAGAGGGUUCAACUUGGCCAUAGGAUUACGGGGUAUCCAAGCCCUGCAGUGCAUAACUGGGGGAGCCAGCACAUCUCGCUGGCUUGGAUGUCUGGACGACUCGUCGAAAACGAAGCGUCUGGCUCUGUCCGACCGCGUUGCCGCACUGGAAGCAGGCUUUGAUGGGUGCAAAAUGGUGAGCCUGGCCGUUUGCCAGCGCAUGACGUCCUCGACACGGGCGCCGCAGGUCGAGGACAAGUUGAGAAACUUGGCAAUGUGGUAUCCUGACAUUCCGGGUUCGACUCUGUGCCUGAACGACAAUUCCUUUCUCCCUCGCGAUCACUAUGUUGACGGAUAUAAACCCCUGGUUUGGCAUCUGACCAGAAUUUCCGCCAGGUGCUGGGGCGUAAUACAUCGCAUCGACUUCUCCUACAACAAAGAAUCCCCUGUCGAACAUCAAACUUUUGGACGCCAUAAGCCUCGUUAUUGCGAAAACGUCAUCCAUUUUUCCAUUGAUGGGCCCGGAGGUGAGGUAAUCAACGCCAUCGAGGUUUAUCAAUAUAUCAUUCGUCGCAUUUUUUAA